Molecule: messenger RNA, 1392 nt
Organism: Pundamilia nyererei
Lineage: Eukaryota; Metazoa; Chordata; Actinopteri; Cichliformes; Cichlidae
Gene: opn5
Product: opsin 5
Exons: 8
Coding region: 152-1384 (410 amino acids)
Biological process (GO): visual perception; G protein-coupled receptor signaling pathway
Cellular component (GO): membrane
Molecular function (GO): G protein-coupled receptor activity
Source: RefSeq, a predicted model, not a curated record
UGGAGCUUCAGAGCGCCUUUGCAGCUCAGGAAAGUGGAAGCAGCUUCACGGGAAUUUUUCUGUUUACAGCCCCAGCAGCCGAGCGGUUUCUUUUCUAACACUGAAAUUGAAACGUGGGACCGUGGGAAAUACACUGACUUCGGAAUGACUGAUGACUGAUGAUCAAAGACGGAGUUCCUAUCCUGGUUUUCACCUUACGGGGACAGUCCCCGCCUCCCAGCCAACCCCCACGCUUCUGCUUGGGACCCUCCAGACGCUUUCCACGGACCUCUCCCCUCCCCUCAGUGAUUCCAACCCGGACUGGCACAGACAUUCUCUGCUGAUGGCAGUGAUGGAGAACGCAACGUGGCCACAUCCCUCAUACCUCCCACAUUAUCUCCUCCGUGGUGACCCUUUCGCCUCAAGACUCUCCAGGGAGGCGGACGUUGUUGCAGCCCUUUACGUCUGUAUCAUAGGAAUCAUGUCUGCAACAGGGAAUGGAUAUGUCAUUUAUAUGACCAUGAAACGGAAGACCAAGUUAAAGCCUCCUGAGCUCAUGACUGUUAACCUAGCCAUCUUUGAUUUUGGCAUAUCAGUGACAGGAAAGCCCUUUUUCAUUGUGUCUAGUUUAUCCCACCGCUGGCUGUUUGGCUGGGAGGGAUGUCGAUUCUAUGGCUGGGCAGGCUUCUUCUUUGGAUGUGGGAGCCUCAUCACAAUGACUGUGGUCAGCCUGGACCGGUAUCUCAAGAUUUGCCAUCUCCGAUAUGGUGCAUGGCUAAAACGCCACCACGCGUUCCUGUGCCUGGCCUUUGUAUGGGUGUAUGCAGCCUUCUGGGCCACAAUGCCCCUGGUGGGCUGGGGAAAUUAUGCUCCGGAGCCCUUUGGGACCUCUUGUACCCUGGACUGGUGGUUGGCUCAAGCCUCAGUGUCUGGCCAGAGCUUCGUCAUGGCCAUUUUGUUCUUCUGUCUUAUACUCCCUGCAGGGAUGAUUGUCUUCUCUUAUGUUAUGAUCAUCUUCAAGGUCAAGUCAUCUGCUAAAGAAAUUUCACAUUAUGAUGCACGCAUCAAAAACAGCCACACCCUUGAGAUGAAACUGACAAAGGUGGCAAUGGUGAUCUGCACAGGCUUCUUGAUAGCCUGGAUCCCUUAUGCAGUGGUGUCAGUGGUGUCAGCAUUUGGUGAGCCAGACUCAGUGCCCAUCCCUGUGUCUGUUGUUCCUACGUUGCUGGCCAAAUCCUCCGCAAUGUACAAUCCCAUUAUCUACCAGCUUGUGGACCUGAAAAUCUCAGCCUCCUGUUUUAAGGUUAUGAAGAAACAAAGGCAUUUUAGAAAGUCAAGGUUCUAUGCCAUCUCUGGCUCAUUAAAAGAAACACCACCAGCCAAAGAAGUCCACAUUGAAGUGUGAGACAAAUG